UUUCCCCUCCCUUCUCUUGAAACCAACUGUUUUCGUAGCAGAACAAGUAUACCACCUCGCCUUCCACUCUUCCCAUUUAAAGGUCCACCUCAUCCCGUGCCAACCCGUCUCUCUCCCUACCCCGUCCGUCCGUCCGUCGUCAUCAUCAACAAUCCAUAUCCAAAAACUAACAACAUUAAAUCACAGAGAUCCAAUAUUUCACAUCUCUUGUCUUCUUUUACCGCCUCAAAGGUUUCUUUUUGGACACAGGAAACAGCAAAAACAACGCCACGCUGGGAUAUAUAUUAUCGGUGUUGCCCAAAUACCAUCAGCCCGUACAGAAGCAUCCCAAAACCCAAAAAAAAGUUCUGUUUCGUCGUCGUUGUUGUAGGUUUUUUACUCCUAUCUAUGUUUGUAUCCCCAGUUUCAGGUCCCAAGAGUUUCUCUUGAAUACCAGAUCACAGUUUUCUUUAAUUUACCUGAGCCCCAAAAGUUGAAUUUUUUUUUUCUUCAUAAAUUGGGGUUGAAGGGUAGUUGACUGACAUACAAAUGGGGAUCGAGAGAAAUGUAAGCAAACCAAAAGGUAAAGUGUACGGCGAGUCUAAGAAGAAUAGGCGAAAGCAGAAGAAAACAACAGUAGUGGUUCAGAAGCUUUAUGAAACUUGCAAGGAAGUAUUUUCCGAUUGUGGCCCUGGUGUUGUACCUUCACCCGAUAAAGUUGAACGGCUUAAGGUUGUUUUAGAUAGCAUGACUGAAGUAGAUGUAGGCCUGAGGCCAGAUAUGACAUUUUUCAAAGCAACAACUGGCGGAGAAAUCCCCAGAAUCACGUAUUUACACCUCUAUGCAUGCGAAAAGUUCUCGAUUGGAAUCUUCUGUUUGCCGCCCACGGGUGUCAUCCCGCUUCAUAAUCAUCCUGGAAUGACAGUUUUUAGCAAGCUUCUUUUCGGAACCAUGCACAUCAAGUCAUAUGACUGGGUGGGUAACGGACCUGAUGCCAUGGCUCUGAAUGCUGAUCCAUUAGAAGAACAUCCAUCAAGAGUACGGUUGGCGAAAGUGAAGGUCGACUCUGAGUUUACUGCUCCGUGCAACACUUCGAUUCUGUACCCUGCUGAUGGCGGAAACAUGCAUUGCUUCAAAGCGAGGACUCCAUGUGCGGUACUUGAUGUGCUUGGACCGCCAUAUUGUGAUCCCGAGGGCCGCCACUGUGAAUACUACAUGGACUUCCCAUUCACAAAGUUCUCAGUCGUCAACAGCAUAUCAGUGCCUGUGGAAGAGAGGGAUGGGUAUGCAUGGCUUGAAGAGAGGGACAGACCUAAGGAUGUAACUGUAGUUGGGGAAGUGUACAGCGGGCCAAAGAUAGUGGAGAAGUGAGAUGUCUGUCCCCAGUAGCAUACUUUCUGACCGGUUGAUCCAUUGGAGCAGAGUGCAACAUUUUGAUGUGUACAUACUAAGAUAGAGAGCUUGAAAGAAAAAAUGAAAUGAUUUUCCAUAGUGCAGCACAAGGUAAGAUUGUGGGAGUUCGUUCAUCUGUUGUUAGUCAGUCAGUCAGUCAAUGGUACUGAUGAAAGACCACAUCCUCUUUUUCAUCUUUUAAUUCUCUCCGUGUCUUCGAAAUCUGACACUAUUGCAUAUGAAAUUUGAAGUAUUUCCUUCAA
Messenger RNA from Coffea eugenioides, 1634 nucleotides. Its product is annotated as plant cysteine oxidase 2-like. The coding region runs from base 529 to 1350 and encodes 273 amino acids. The transcript is spliced from 5 exons. Lineage: Eukaryota; Viridiplantae; Streptophyta; Magnoliopsida; Gentianales; Rubiaceae. Gene Ontology annotation, molecular function: oxidoreductase activity, acting on single donors with incorporation of molecular oxygen, incorporation of two atoms of oxygen. The record is from RefSeq and is a predicted model, not a curated record.